Molecule: messenger RNA, 1413 nt
Organism: Aspergillus versicolor CBS 583.65
Lineage: Eukaryota; Fungi; Ascomycota; Eurotiomycetes; Eurotiales; Aspergillaceae
Product: Zn(II)2Cys6 transcription factor
Exons: 3
Coding region: 1-1413 (470 amino acids)
Biological process (GO): regulation of transcription by RNA polymerase II
Molecular function (GO): DNA-binding transcription activator activity, RNA polymerase II-specific; zinc ion binding
Source: RefSeq, a predicted model, not a curated record
AUGGAUCAUUCACAGCACUCCUCGCCGGGCUACCUCACGCCCUCAUUCCACUACCUCGCUCUCGAUCGCGAGGAAUCAAUCGGGAGAAUAUCCACUACGCCAAUAUUGCAUCAAAGGAUCAGCCGUGUCAAACGACCACAUACAAAGUCGCGUCGUGGCUGCUAUAGUUGCAAGAGCCGAAGGGUCAAGUGCCAGGAAACAAAACCAGCAUGCGCCAACUGCAUUCGCAAAGAUAUAGACUGUCACUAUCCAGACGAGGACCGAGAACGAGCGGUGGUGGCGCAAAAGCCGUUAACGCCCGCGUCAUCAAACUCCGCGGACUCAUCUUCAACCCUCUCGACUCCUCAGAUAUCUCUGGCUUCUUUCACUGGCGAUGACCUGCGGUUCUGGCAUCAUUUCCUCGUCGACGCCCGGCCGCAUCUGCCUUUCGGCGACGAGGACUCCUGGCUAUCCACGAUACCCGCCUUUGCUCACGAUUGCCCCCAUCUCCUCCACGCCAUGCUCUCCCUCGGCGCCUCCUACAGCGCCCUAGUCUCCCCCUCCGGCAAAGACCACUACUCCUCCGCCAUCGCCCACCGCAGCCAGGCCCUGCAAUCCCUCAGCGCAACCAUCGCCAAAGGCGCCGACGCCACAGUCCUCGAAAUGGACGGCGCCCUCGCAACCUGCUACACGCUCACCUUCCAAGCGCACUGCAUGAGCGACGGCAUCGUCGACUUCGCCGUCAUGGUGCGCGGCUGCGGCCUCGUCACGGACUGGUACUUCACGCAGCCCGAGACGCGCGAGAGCAAGCUCUUCAAGAAUGUCAAGUCGCCGCAGCACAUGGGCGAGAUGAUCACGGGCUGGCUUCCAAAGGGUGUGUAUCCGCUAUGUGAGGCCGAGAAGAUCGACGUCUGUAUUGCUGCGCUGGAUCGGCUGAGGCCGUUGAUUGAUAGCGAGGCGCAGGGGUGUGUUUAUAGUGCUUUGCGUCAGGCUUAUGCGGCUUUAUUGAUAUCGCAUCGGCAUGCGUUUAUGCAGCUGGUUGUUAUAUAUGCGGAGUGGGCGCGGAUGGAUAAUGUUGCGUUUCUGCAGUUCAUUGCCCCUGGGAACCAUGUCUCGCGUGCGUUGUUUAUGCACUAUAUCGUUCUGGACUCGUUUAUGAGGCCUGUUUAUGCGGAGUUGAUGAAGAGGCGUAAUGUUGGGGCUGGUGGUGGCCAUUUUCUAAUUUAUCGUUGGGCGGAUGCGAUCUAUACAGGCUUGCCUGGGGAUAUGCGGGAGUUGGUGGAGGAGCCGCUGGGGUAUUUGGCGAUGGAUAUGUUGCCGGAGGUUGAGAGGCAUAGAGGGAGGUAUCCGCAGUGGGAGAGGGAGCUUAGGGGGUUGGCGGAGUGGCUGCGUGGGAGGUUUUCACAGGAUGUACUAGAAAUGUAUAAUAUAUAG